AUGCCCAUAAAGCCAUUCUCCUUUCCUCUCCCAGAAACACGAUUUUUCCAUACCACGAAAUAUGUGUACAAGUUCAAAAUACGAUACAGUGCCCAUUUUUGCUCAGAAGACACAGAAAAUAAGUAUGUUAUGAGUGAAUUAUUGGAUUCUAUAAGGGCCAUACUUGGCAGCCAUGAUAAUUUACAACCUUUCUUAACAAAACAUUUCAUUAUUUUUCCCUAUAAGAGUGAAUGGGAAAGUGCGUCUCGUCUAAAGUUCAAACACUGUCAGUCAUUUCUCCAGCCAUUUCCAUAUGUCUUCACAAUAUAUGUGGAGCCUUAUGCUUUAGUUUACGGAACAUCAGAAAAAGCAACACUGAAGUUACAGGUGCCUCAAUGGGAUCCAGAUCCAGAGCGAGGCACCAACGAGCCCAGGUGUCCCAGGCUGCUCAAUUGGCGCGUCUAG
Bufo gargarizans (Asiatic toad) is the source of this 444-nucleotide messenger RNA. It is a transcript of the gene MAJIN, whose product is annotated as membrane anchored junction protein. Gene Ontology annotation, cellular component: nuclear inner membrane. NCBI's taxonomy places the organism in Eukaryota, Metazoa, Chordata, Amphibia, Anura, Bufonidae. The transcript has 5 exons. Gene Ontology annotation, molecular function: DNA binding. Bases 1 to 444 code for a protein of 147 amino acids. Gene Ontology annotation, biological process: homologous chromosome pairing at meiosis; meiotic attachment of telomere to nuclear envelope. The record is from RefSeq and is a predicted model, not a curated record.